UGUCCCCUGUCACUGUCCCCUGUGACAUCCCCUGUCCCUGUCCCUGUCCCCAGAGCGGUGGCUGCGCUAUGGGCAGGAGGAGCCGGCGGGCAGCCGACAGCUCGUCCUCGGGGGAGGAGGAGGAGUAUGUGGUGGAGAAGGUUCUGGAUCGGCGCGUGGUGAGGGGCCAGGCCGAGUACCUGCUCAAGUGGAAGGGCUUCUCCGAGGAACACAACACGUGGGAGCCCGAGAAGAACCUGGACUGCCCCGAGCUGAUCUCGCAGUUCCUGCGCAAGGACCGCAGGAUGAGGGACAUGAGGGACGGCAGGGACAGCGAGGGCCCCCCCCCCCGCCAAGAAAAAGAGAGAGGUGAGAGAGGGGACACGGGGACAUGGGGACAUGGGGAUGGCAGGGCCAAGAAAAAGAGAGAGAGCAACGACAUCGCCCGCGGCUUCGAGCGGGGGCUGGAGCCCGAGAAGAUCAUCGGGGCCACCGACUCCUGCGGGGACCUCAUGUUCCUCAUGAAGUGGAAGGACACGGACGAGGCUGACCUGGUGCUGGCCAAGGAGGCCAAUCUCAAGUGUCCCCAGAUCGUCAUCGCGUUCUACGAGGAGCGGCUGACGUGGCACGCGUACCCCGAGGAGGGCGAGGGCAAGGAGCGGGACCCGCCCCGCAGCUGAGCCCCAAAACCCCCAAAAACCCCCAAAACCUGUACAUAGCCCCCAGCCGGGCACCCCCGGCACCCCCCGUCCCCCCAUCCCUGCCAGUGUCCCCAGGGACAGGCCUGGGCUGUCCCCGAUUCGGGCUGUCCCCGAUUCGGGCUGUCCCCGAUUUGGGCUGUCCCCAUUUUGGGGUGACCCCGUUCU
Messenger RNA from Ficedula albicollis (Collared flycatcher), 845 nucleotides. RefSeq names its product chromobox 5 (gene CBX5). The record is from RefSeq and is a predicted model, not a curated record. NCBI's taxonomy places the organism in Eukaryota, Metazoa, Chordata, Aves, Passeriformes, Muscicapidae. The transcript has 5 exons. Gene Ontology annotation, biological process: chromatin organization; negative regulation of transcription by RNA polymerase II. Gene Ontology annotation, cellular component: pericentric heterochromatin; nucleus. The coding region runs from base 69 to 659 and encodes 196 amino acids. Gene Ontology annotation, molecular function: chromatin binding.